Molecule: messenger RNA, 2451 nt
Organism: Tinamus guttatus (white-throated tinamou)
Lineage: Eukaryota; Metazoa; Chordata; Aves; Tinamiformes; Tinamidae
Source: RefSeq, a predicted model, not a curated record
AUGGCGCUCGGGCAGGGACAGGCAGAGCAGACGGGGUGGGAGGGGACGGAAGGUUCACGAGGAGCUGCAGGAGAGAGCGUGGAGGCAGGAGAGGAGGCACAAGCAGAGGAGGCUGAAGGCGCAGGGCACCCGCAGGGGCAGAGCGGCACCACGAGUGUGCAGGGGCUCGCGGAGGAUGAGGAGCUGGAAUCCAUCCCGAGCGAACCUGGCUCUUGGGAUACGCGGCAGGGAGGGAGCCCGGCUCCAUGUGAGCAACCUCCAGGUGAGGUCGAUGCACCCGGAUUAGGGCUGCAGGAGGGAACUGCUGCUGCUGCCGUGCGCUCUGCGAGCCCUUCCCCAGCUGCAGCCCCUGCGGGGAGCUCGGCUCCGGGUGAGCUGCUCCCCGGGGCCGUGCGCUCUGCGGAAACGGAGGCCAGGGAAGGGAAGGCCGAGGAGGGUGAGGCCGGGGAGGGGGAGGCCGAGGAGGGGGAGGCUGAGCCGUGGCCGCAGGGGGUCCCCAUCCCCGCGGGGCCGCAGGGAGCAGAGGGCUGCGGAGCUGAAGCGCCGCAGGGGGAGGCCACGUGCAGGGCGCUUGGGCAGGGCGAGCGGGUGCUUCCGCGUGAGCCAGAGACUGAUCCGUGCGGGAUGCAGGAGGAGGGAGCGGGGACAGACGUGCAGGCAGUGCAGGAGGCUGGGGACGAGCGGGGUUUGGAGGGACGGAGCGGCGGUGCGAGCGCGCAGGGGCUGGCGGAGGCCGAGGAGGUCGCGCUGAGCCCGGGAGAUGUCCCAACUCGAGGGACUCAGCCCCAUGAUGAGGCCGCCCCUGGGGCUGAGACCCCUGACCUGGGAGCAUCGCAGGCAGCGUUUGCCGGAGGGGACCGGCAGAUCCCGGAGGAAAGCCAGGUGCUGGAGACAACCCAGGGAGAGGGUGCUGAUAUGUGUUCACCGCACGAGGAGGGGCCUCAGAAACCAGAAGACCUUCAGGCCAAAAUGGAGCAGCCAGAAUUUUUGACCCAAGCUUGGAGGGCUUUGGAUGGGGUAGAAAUCCGGGGGCAAAGUGCUGUUCUAGAGGUGUCUCCACUGGAGCCUGCUAAGGCCGAAGGCACCCAGGGGGACAGGGCUGCUGCAGAUGAGCUGGAGGAGCCUAAGGAAGGGAUGCUGGGGCAGAGCACCGACCCCGCUCCGCACCUGCUCCACAUCCACGGAGCGGAAACGCUGCAGGGAACCGGGACCGACGCAGAGGGGAGGCCUCGGGAUGGAGCCCAUGAUCUAGACAUGGAGCAGGGAGUGAACCGUGAGGCAGGCGAGCGGUUUUGGGGCUGGAUGGAGGGUUUCCAGCUAGAGCAGGACAGUGGCGCUGGCACAGCCUCACCCGUCCCAGAGGUGCCCUUAGUGUCCAGGGGGAGAAGGCAGGCAACACUCAUGCAAGAGGAUGUUCUCGUUCCAGAUGUGCCACCGCUAGGCGUUUCGGGACAGGAACAGGUCUCAACGUGGGCAGAUAAGGUGAGGCCAGAUGUUGCUCCCGAGCAGCUACUGCCAAGGGAGAAGCUGCUGCAGGUGAUGGAAAUGGAGCAGGCAGCUGCUGAGCCUCCAAAAGAGGAAAUGGCACCAGUGUCUGCCCUUUGGCCAAGUGUCCAGUGCAAGGACAACAUGGGGAGCAAUCCCAUGGGGACACUUGGAGACAGCCCGCUGAGGGACACAGCCAACAGUGGGGUGCAGCCUCCAGCACAGCUCUUGGAAGAACAAAGAAAUGGUCUGGAUGUUGGUCAUGGGAUGGUCAAUGGUCAUGGGGAUGGGAAGCAAGACGUCGUGCUGGAAGCAAGUCAGGAAGCAAAGCCCAGAGCAGAAGACUCAGGGGCCGUGUUGGUCCAUGGGGCAGGACGGGCUCCAAGAGGCUCUCCCGACCCAGACCACCUCUACAACGUGCUGUUCGUCGGGGACUCCCACGUGGGCAAGACAUCGUUCCUGUACCGGUUAUGCGCCGACUCCUUCAACCCACACAUCGCUGCUACAAUAGGGCUGGAUUACCAGAUCAAAAACCUUAUUGUGGACAACAAACUCUUCACUCUCCGCCUGUGGGACUCAGCUGGGCAAGAAAGGUACCACAGCAUCACCAAGCAGUUUUUCCGGAAGGCAGACGGCAUCAUGCUGAUGUACGACAUCACCUCGGAAUAUUCCUUUGCGGACGUGCGCUACUGGCUGAGCUGUAUCCAGGAAGGAGCAGAAGACGGAGUCACCGUUCUGCUCCUGGGGAACAAAACGGACUGCGCUGCGGAGAGACGCGUCCCGACGACGGAAGGGGAGCGCCUGGCUCAGGAGCACCAGCUCACCUUUUAUGAAUGCAGUGCUGCCUCGGGCCACAACGUCUCCGAGUCCAUGGUCAGCUUAAUCAGGCUACUCAAAAUCCGUGAAGAGCAACUGAAGACCAAGGUAGAAGAGGAACCAAAGCCAGUGCAGCAUCAGUGCUGCUGA